GGUGGGCAUCACAAAUAUCGGAACCUGACUGUCUAGCCGGAGCAAAAAGACGAGAACAUGUCAAACAUGGCGACCACCCUACGGCUGCAGGCGAUCGCACUGGCCGUGCUGCUAUCGCGUCUGGCGCCGGCGUCGGCUAAGCUGCAGCCACCGCCACUGGGGAUCGCGCGGCCAGGCUGCCGCGACAGGUGCGGCAACAUUACUGUCCCCUACCCAUUUGGCAUCGGAGCCGGGUGCCACCGCGACGAUGGCCUCCAAGGCUUCCAGCUCGUCUGCGACGACACCCGCUCCCCUCCCCGCCUCACCAUAUACGGCUACAACUACCAGCUCUCCAGCCUGGCCCUUGACGCCGGCGAGGCCCGGACCUACCUCAACGCGACGCGCCAGUGCUACAACGCCACAGGGGGCUUCAUCGGCGGCCGGACCUCCGACACGUAUAUGUCUCUCGGCACCAGCCCCUACCUCUUCUCCCCGGCCAAGAACCGCCUCGUCGCGCUCGGCUGCCCCAACCUCGGCUACUUCUCCGACAUGGCGGGCUACUACGUCAGCGGCUGCAUGUCCGUGUGCCGGCCGUCGCAGUACGCCAUUCCGGGGGAGUGCACCGGCGUGGGGUGCUGCCAGAGCGCGAUACCACCCGGCGUCAACUUCUUCGAGCCGAACACGCUCAACGUACCGCAGGGGCAGGGCGACUCAACAUUCAACACCAAUGUCACGAGGUGCCGCUACGUGUUCCUAGUGGAGGCCGAGUGGUUCAGGUACAGCGACAGCGUGUACCUCAACCGGACCGACGACUUCGCCGUGCCCGUCGUGCUCGACUGGGCCGUCCGGAACGUCGGCAACUGCAGCGCCGCCAAGCGCAACACGACGGACUACGCGUGCCGGAGUGCCAACAGCGGGUGCGUCGACUCCAGCAACGGCGCCGGCUACCGGUGCAACUGCUCCAAGGGGUACGAGGGCAACCCCUACCUCAACGACGGAUGCAGAGACAUCGACGAGUGCCAGCACAAAGACGAAUACCCCUGCUACGGAGUCUGCACAAAUACGCCGGGAAACUACACUUGCAAAUGCCCUCCGGGAACUAGUGGUGACGCCUCUACGCAGAACGGUUGCCGGGACAAGGACAAGUUCACGUUGGCUCUCAAAGUGGUUACAGGAGUCAGCGUCGGAGUGUUCUUGUCAGUGUUCGUGUGCUUCUGGCUCUACCUGGGGCUCCAGAAGAGGAAGCUCAUCAGAACGAAGCAGAAAUUCUUCGAGCAAAACGGGGGCGUGCUCCUGCAGCAGCAGAUGCGUUCCUACAGUAGCGCUGGCGCCGGAGCAGGUGGGUUCAAGAUUUUCUCCAAGGAAGAGCUUGAGAAGGCGACCAUCAACUUCGCCGAUGACCGAGUUCUCGGCCGUGGCGGGCACGGCAUCGUCUACAAGGGUAUCCUCGAGGACGAGACGGUGGUGGCAAUAAAAAAGUCUAAGAUGAUGGAGGAGGCCCAGACCAAGGAGUUCGCAAGGGAGAUGUUCAUCCUUUCCCAAAUCAACCACAGGAACGUCGUGAAGCUGCUUGGCUGCUGCCUUGAAGUGGAAGUUCCCAUGCUGGUCUAUGAGUUCGUCUCAAACGGCACUCUCUACCACUACAUCCACGAUAAGGACCUCAAGGCUGACAUAACCUUUGACACCCGUCUUCGGAUAGCGGUGGAGUCCGCGGAGGCUCUCGCGUACAUGCACUCCUCAGCUUCGCCGCCAAUCCUCCAUGGAGACGUCAAGACGGCGAACAUUCUACUCGACGACAAGCUCACUGCGAAAGUUUCAGAUUUCGGGGCAUCAAAAUUGGCACCGACUGAUGAGGCUGAGAUUGCAACAUUGGUGCAGGGGACCUGCGGGUACCUGGACCCUGAAUACCUUAUGACAUGCCAGCUAACCGAUAAGAGCGACGUGUAUAGCUUUGGUGUCGUCCUCCUGGAGCUUCUGACUAGGAAGAAGGCACUGUACUUGGACGGGCCUGAGGAAAACAGGAGCCUCGUGUCAUCCUUCAUGACGGCACUGAAGGCUGGCCGGUAUGAAGAGCUUCUGGACAGCCAGGUGAGGAACGAGAUGAGAGCUGAUGUCCUAGAAGAAAUUGCUCACCUCGUGGUGCGAUGCCUCAGCAUGAGCGGGGAGGAACGGCCAACAAUGAAGGAGGCUGCCGAGAGGCUGGAGAUGCUAAGGAGAUACCAGCAGCACCCGUGGGUUCAAGCUGGUGGCAAUGCUGAAGAGAGGCAGAACUUGCUUGGCAUGGAACAACAGAACCUUCCUUACAAGUUCAGACAGCAAGACGUCCUUGAUCUUGAAGAGGGCAGCACAUAUACUUUUAGUUUGUAGAUCAUAAUAUUUGUGCCGUUCUUUAGCAAAUAAAGUCAAGUUUGGAUUAUUUUGACUGUAAUAACAAAAAGGUGCACAACUGUUGAGGCAAAACUAGAUCAAGCAGUUAGAGAGUUUGAAAGUGAGACGUUGACUCAUUCUCAAAUUAAUAACAAAUUGCUUGAUUUGUGCAGUGCGAAUUUAACUCCUUCAAGUAACUAGUACGUGAUCAGAUAAUGUGGAACAAAAGAACCUCUAAAAGGUUUAUGUCGAUUGUAAGAUCCCA
Molecule: messenger RNA, 2611 nt
Organism: Phragmites australis (common reed)
Lineage: Eukaryota; Viridiplantae; Streptophyta; Magnoliopsida; Poales; Poaceae
Product: wall-associated receptor kinase 1-like
Exons: 3
Coding region: 58-2346 (762 amino acids)
Biological process (GO): cell surface receptor signaling pathway; protein phosphorylation
Cellular component (GO): plasma membrane
Molecular function (GO): calcium ion binding; ATP binding; protein serine/threonine kinase activity
Source: RefSeq, a predicted model, not a curated record